Molecule: messenger RNA, 1842 nt
Organism: Tetrapisispora phaffii CBS 4417
Lineage: Eukaryota; Fungi; Ascomycota; Saccharomycetes; Saccharomycetales; Saccharomycetaceae
Gene: MDM31
Product: Mdm31p
Exons: 1
Coding region: 1-1842 (613 amino acids)
Biological process (GO): mitochondrion inheritance
Cellular component (GO): mitochondrial inner membrane
Source: RefSeq, a predicted model, not a curated record
AUGAGCAACAUGUUCACGAUAGGCCGCAGUAUGAGCGUUGCAAGACGAGCUGGAUAUAUGAGGACGGGCCUGGCGAGGGGCCUGGCGAGCGGUGGCCAGGGGCCUGGGGCCCCUGGCCACAAGCACGACGCCAAGCACGACACACACAACACACACAACACCCACGAGCUCAAGUACAUCACGGAGCGCGACCGGCUCCUGGCGAGGGCGGGCAGCGCCUGGCAGCGCCUGCGCAUCAACGCCCGGUGGCUGCUGGCGCGGCAGACGCAGCCGCUGCGGUUCCGCCACCUGCUGACGACGUCGGUCGUGUCGGGCAUCUACCUGGGCAACGUGGCGCUGCUGCUGUUCGGGACGACGACGCUGGUGUCGCUCGUCGUCGUGGUCGCCAACCUGUUCUCCGACAGCUCGUCGAGCAGCAAGAACUUCCUGGCCAAGCGCCUCGGCAACUACCUCACCAAGAACACGAACUACCACAUCACCUUCGAGCACGCGACGACGGCUCGCAGCGGCGGCAAGACGCGCAUCGUGCUGAACAACGUCGCGAUCUCGCGCCGGCCGUACCAGACGCACACGUUCGAGGUGGGCCCCCAGCGGGAGGCGGUGCGCCGGGCGGAGGUGUCGCUGCGGGACCCGCCGCUGCUGGUGAGCGACGCCCACUUCGACGACGGCAACUACACGCAGUUCGACCUGACGGUGGACUCGAUCGCGAUCUCGUUGAGCCUGCAGAACUGGCUCAACGGCCGCGGCAUGGUGCGCGACAUGGCGCUCAGCGGCGUGCGGGGCGUGGUCGACCGCACGCACGUGCGGUGGGCCGACGCCCCGGGGGAGGGGUCCGCGGAGGGGUCCGUGGACCAUGCCACCGGCCCCUCCGCGGACCACCGCAGCAGCCAGCACGCGGUGGGCGACUUCGAGCUCGCCGAGUUCACCGCCACCGACGUGCUGUUCACCCUGUACCAGCCCAACGGGUUCCGGCCGUUCCACGUGAGCGUCCACAACCUGCACCUGCCGCGGCUGCGCAAGAACUGGUUCUUCUACGACUGCCUCAACGCCCGGUACGCCAGCGGCACCUUCGACAACUCGAUGUUCACCGUGCACCGCAAGCUGCCCGCAGCCGCCGAGCCCGCAGCCGCCGAGGUCACGGCCCCCGGCGCCCCGGGCGGCCCUGGCGGCCCCGGGGACAGCUGGCAGUGCCGCACCCGCCUGCGCGUCGACAACCUGGGCGUCGACCACCUGAACGCGGGGGUCGACGGGCCCUUCUCGUGGAUCACGCAGGGCCAGGUCGACAUGGUCGGCGACAUCAUGGUCCCCAACGAGGACCUGUUGGCCGGCGACCUGCAGUCGGCGCUGCUGCGCGAAAUCACGCAGAACCUGAAGGCGAUGGCGAGCGACCACUCCGUGCUGUACGCGCCACCCGGCUCGCGGGGCCCGCCGGGCCCCCAUAGCCGCCGAACCCGCCGCUCGGUCGAGUCGCAUCCGCGCGACUACUUUGUCAUGGACCUCUCGCUGAAGCUGCACAACGUGCGCGCCGAGGUCCCCUACUUCACGCCCGACCUGAGCUACCUCAACUACGCGCUUAUACGGCCCAUCGUCGCGUACAUCAACGCCAACAGGACGUACAUCCCGAUCCGGUGCCGCAUCGUCAAGCCGACCCGCGAGUUCGAGGGCGCCUGGACCGUGUACGACUCGCUGCUGAUCAGCGACAUGCAGGUCAAGGUCUACGAGGCCAUCAACGCCUACGUCGACGACGACAGAAGGAAACACCAGCGUAUACGAAGAGUCGGCUUCUGGUCGCUGCAGAUCAUCCUGCAGAUGUUCCUGCUCGGCCUGGGCUCGAUAGCAUAG